Molecule: messenger RNA, 1260 nt
Organism: Sabethes cyaneus
Lineage: Eukaryota; Metazoa; Arthropoda; Insecta; Diptera; Culicidae
Gene: Mettl4
Product: N(6)-adenine-specific methyltransferase METTL4
Exons: 3
Coding region: 56-1138 (360 amino acids)
Cellular component (GO): RNA N6-methyladenosine methyltransferase complex; nucleus
Molecular function (GO): nucleic acid binding; methyltransferase activity
Source: RefSeq, a predicted model, not a curated record
ACGUGCAACGCUUAAUUUUAUUUACGUUUUUGUUAGUGUUUGCUCUGAUCCGAGCAUGGCUUGCAAAAGUCCAACUUCAAACGACAACAUAGUGAUUUUAGAUCAUAAGUCGAUCGUGGAUAUUAUAUAUUCUUCUAAGUUUUUCGAUCCGGGCAUAGAAAAGGCGCUGAUGAAAACUGAUUUGUUUUGCAUCGACGUUCCGUACGACCGGAAAGAACGGAACAGCGAUGAAACCACCGGCGAACCAAAAUCGAAAAAAAGAAAAAAGACGGAUCAAUUUAACGAAACAACACUCAAGGUGCAGAGGAAUUAUACCGAAUUUUAUCAAUUAGAGAAACGCCGUAAACCAGACACAGUACUUAAAAAUACAAAGGCACUCGAAUUGGUAGACAGCUUCACCGCAAAUGACAAUUAUAGUUCGGAUACAGUAUUUAAAGGUUCCAAUAACUCUCCUUUCACGGUAAUAUGCGAAUUUUUCAAUGAAUCGUUUAUCAUUCCUCCGAAAUGCCGAUUUUUCAACUCAAAUGUUAGUGAUAUGUGUAAUUUACUCAAUCCUGACGAUGAAAAGUUCGAUUUUAUUGUAAUGGAUCCUCCCUGGUGGAAUAAAUACAUUCGACGAACGAAAGCUGCCAAUCGUAAAGUUGGCUACCAGAUGAUGGAUAAUGAAAGUAUUAAAAGUAUACCAUUGGAGGAUUACAUUCACGACGACACAAUCGUUGUAAUUUGGUGUACGAACUCACCGACCCACGAAACUGCAAUCAAGGAAACAUUUCUCUGCAAGUGGAAACUUAAAUUGCUAACCACUUGGUUUUGGGUAAAAGUCACAAACAACGGUGAAACGAUCUGCGAGUUUAAAGAAAGCACUAAGAAGCAGCCUUUUGAAAAAAUUUUGAUUGCUACCUCGGCGCGUAACAGCAGAUGGAACUUUUCUAGCGAAAAAUUUAUCUACAGUGUUCCAUGUGCUCUUCAUUCCAACAAACCACCGUUAUUAGAUUUAUUUACCGAUUUGCUUCCGAAGCAGCCUAAAUGCCUGGAACUAUUCGCACGAAAUGUGUAUCCGAACUUUACAUCAAUUGGAAUAGAAGUAUUAAAAUUACAAAACGCAAGACUGUUCGAAAUAAUAAAAGUUCCACGGUGAAACGAAUAAAUAGUUCUCUAAAAAGUUCCUUAAUUCUAAACUGAUAGAAACUACUACUGACGCAUUAGUGGAAACCAUUCAUUUGUUCGCUUUUAUAGCCGUUUGGAUUCAUUUGCUGCCAU